AAACACAAAAUGAAUUACAAAUAAAAUGAUAUAACAACAACAUCGUCAUUAAUAAGUGUUGUGGGAAUAACCUGUUAGCAGUGAAUGCCAAAUUGCUUCAUGCUUCCAGUGUAUCACGCAAUCCGUGGGAGGCAAAGGCAGAAAAUACGCCCCAUAUCAAAGUGUAGUAGCAAUCUGAAUCUCAACCGGCGUUAGUCUCAGCUUAGAACCCACAGCGACAAUAUGUCUAGUAUCGAACGAAACAUUCUUCUCCUAGCACUGGCGGUAAGUGCAAUAUCUGCAUUAGGAGAAGGGGCUGACACGGAACAGAUCAUUUCGGAAAUGGAUGAUUUCCAGCCGGGCAAUGUGCUGCCCGGUAAAGACAUUUGUGGAUUCUAUUUACCUUCUUCUAUUGACGGGACAAACGCAAACUUAGGUGGUUUUCCAUGGAUAGCGCGUCUGCAGUAUAAAAAUUGCGAAAAUUUAAGCACACUAUCAGCCCUGUUUUUGUUUUUACUUUACAACUUUUUACUCUAAUUCGUAAAAAGGUUAAAUUACUUGCUACGCUAUAUAGCAAAGUUUUUCGCAAUUUUGUUACAUCGAGGUGGAAAAGACUAUCGUCUAUGAAAAACAUGGACCAGAGGAAUGAUAUUGCGUCCCAAUGAUGCAUCGUCUCCGGCGAUCGUAAGGUAGUCCACCUUGCUGGUUUUGACUCCCACAGACUGAGUCCGUGUGGACUAAAGGGCUGGCCCUGGAUACAACAGAAAUUGGAGGCAUAAUCAAUAGCAUACAUCUCUCAUAUUAAUCAACUUGUCAAGAAUGAAUUACAACUUAAAAAGCUUUAAAGGGUUUGGUUUUUCUUGAUUUAAAACGAUUUAAUAAUCCAAGAUGGCCUCGAACUGACUUUGAUAAUUUUAAAAAAACCCAAAAAUUUAAUGAGCCCUAUAUCCUGAAAAAAACUGCUAUUAAAUGUGAUUGUCCUUAAAAAUAAAUUCUAAUAUAUGCAAUAGAAACCUAGCGUUGCUCAACUGUAUUUGUGUUCAGGAAAUGGAAAAUGGCUGUUUUAACCCACAUGCAACUUCAAUUACUACUGGUUUAAAUAAAGAUCAGACGUAAGAAAGGGACGACAGGCGAUAAUGAUUAGAUUUACAAUUGGGAUUAUCGUGUGGCACAACAAAUAGGCUUUGCCACCAAAAUACCAUCAGACCGAAUCAAAACAAAACAUCCAUCAAAGUACGGCGAGAAAACAAAAGCGAGGGAAUAAAAUAAAAUGGAAAGGAAAGGUGGGGCGGAAAAAGUGGAAAAAUUAAAAUGGGAAAUGCUCGAGCAAACCGCGGGCCUAAGACAAAAGAUUUACAAUAUCGCUGGGGAAGAUUUAAAGGUGAUUUCCAAAGAUAUAUAUUGUGCCUGAGCAGCGAUAAAUAAACACAACUUUUUGACUAUUUUUAUUUCGGUCUCUCUUAUUUUAUUUUUUUGCUCAAUUCCGUCCUACUCGGCAGGCAUAUUGUCAAUGGAAAAGUGGCUGCCAUCGAGACAACUGGGGGAUGGGUUGGUAGACUUUCCACUAAAAGUGUCACAUUAACGAAUUGUUUGUCGGCUUUCCUACAGUUAAUUUAUGCCUCGCACUAAUCGCUGGCCAGGUAGAAUCGAAUUUAUUUGAUUUCUCUAUAAGCGAAAUAAGCCUUUCACAAACACGCAAUUCAUUGAGCGGAAAAUCCGUGAAAACUCACCCAAAAUAUUGGGGGCGUGGCCUGUUUCAGCGUCCUUCUGCCUUGGACAACCGCCAAUGUCGUCUAAUGGCGGGGCGCGUCUAAAAAUAGGAACCACUCGAGAGCACCGCCCGUUAGCCACUCAAAACGCAGCGGCAUCCGCGCUCCGAGAGGAUGGCGUGCACAUCUGGGGUCCCCAAAAUCAACGAGAUCAUCGAGAUCCCCGAGAUCCGUUCUUCGAUAUUGUCACCAAAUGUGUUGCGAUUGCGGCGGACGGCGGUACGUACUCUCUGCGGCUCGCAAAUCGGCGUAAAUCGGGAGUUACACAUUGAAGUGGAAAAAGUUUUACCAAAUUUUUAAACAUACUACAAAAAAUAAUAUCGUACUCAUUACAAAAUAAUUCAAAUAAAUACAAAGCUGUCUCUUUAACCUCGAGUUACGAGUAACAUUUUUUUAGACAUAGAAAUGCGGGUUUGAAAAGUGCACUUAUGUAAACGACAUUUCAAAGUAACAAUUUAAUCCUGUGUUAAAAAACGUAAAAAAGUGAAUCAAACAUAACAUAACAUUCAUAAAACUUAACUGAGAAAACUACUUCAAACUUGGUUGCAAUCUUAAGUAAACAACUAUUUAUACGAAAAUAAUAAAAGAAAAGUUUAAUAUUUCCCAAUAAGUUUAUAAAAUAAGAACUAAAAAUAAAUAAAAAACAUAAAUACUUGAAAGUUUUUAUAAAAGCACUCCACAUAACUUUUGGAAACCGAAUAUAUUAUAAAAUUUAAGUGCAGUGGGCCAAAAUGACCAAGUACAAUAGCGGUAGUAGUGAAUUGCCCGCUGGUCACGGCAUCAAGCAGGAGUACAACAACGGCUAUGGCCAGCAAUCUCAUCCUGGUUAUGGAUACAACAGCUAUAGCCAGCACCAGCAACCGGCCGCCAUUCCCAGCCAGAAUCCUCACCAGACGCUGCAGAAUUUCUUCAGCCGCUUCAAUGCCGUCGGGGAUGCCGGUGCGGGAAACAUUGGCUCCACUUCCAUCUCGGGCGCUGGAUCGGGAUCCUCCUGCAACUACAGCCAGGGAAACCAUCCGGCGGAGAUGGACAAACAGCUGGGCAUGACCAUGACGCCUUCGCCCAUCUACACCACCGACUACGAUGACGAGAACAGCAGUCUCAGCUCCGAGGAGCACGUCCUGGCGCCCCUCGUCUGCUCCUCCGCCCAAUCCUCGCGACCCUGCCUCACCUGGGCCUGCAAGGCGUGCAAGAAGAAGAGCGUCACCGUGGACCGACGGAAGGCGGCCACCAUGCGGGAACGCCGGCGACUGAGAAAGGUUAACGAGGCCUUUGAGAUCCUCAAGCGACGCACAUCGUCCAAUCCCAACCAGCGGCUGCCCAAGGUCGAGAUCUUGCGCAAUGCCAUCGAGUAUAUCGAGAGCCUGGAGGACUUGCUGCAGGAAUCCAAUCCUACACGCGAUGGCGACAACCUGGCGCCCAGUCUAAGCGGCAAAAGCUGCCAGUCCGAUUAUCUGAGCUCGUAUGCCGGGGCUUAUCUGGAAGAUAAACUCAGUUUCUACAACAAGCACAUGGAGAAGUAUGGUCAGUUUACAGACUUUGAAGGCAAUGCCAAUGGUUCGAGUUUGGACUGUCUCAACCUAAUAGUCCAGAGCAUCAACAAGAGCACCACGAGUCCCAUUCAAAGCAAGGCCACGCCCUCACCUGCAGAUUCCAAGACGCCGCCCACAUCCGGAGUGCCGCCAUCCACAUCGCUGCAUGCGAACUUCAAGCGGAAAUGCAGCACUUAGCAUUGAGUGGCUGAAACCUUAGGCAAUUGUAAAGAUAAUUUUAAAGCGGAUACACAAGAUACCCAGUGACCCAGAUAGGCCUUAAAUUAUUUGUAUAGCCCUAGCACUUAAUUAAACGGUAAUUCAAACAGCGAA
Molecule: messenger RNA, 3613 nt
Organism: Drosophila gunungcola (fruit fly)
Lineage: Eukaryota; Metazoa; Arthropoda; Insecta; Diptera; Drosophilidae
Gene: nau
Product: myogenic-determination protein
Exons: 7
Coding region: 2480-3478 (332 amino acids)
Biological process (GO): regulation of transcription by RNA polymerase II; positive regulation of myoblast differentiation; muscle organ development
Molecular function (GO): DNA-binding transcription factor activity, RNA polymerase II-specific; protein dimerization activity; RNA polymerase II cis-regulatory region sequence-specific DNA binding
Source: RefSeq, a predicted model, not a curated record